CCCGUGACGCAAUGACGUUCGGACGCUUCCGGGUUGUCGCUUGAUGCAAUCAGCUGAAAGCGCAGCUCGCGGCUGGUGGAGUUGCAGUCAGGGGUUCGAGCUGGCGGUCGGGGGUCCGAACUCCUCUCACACCUGCGGGCUUUUCUGUUGGAUGAAAGUUCACUCUAGUUCCUUAAGUUGAGGACAACAUCAUGGCCAGCGCUUCUCCUCCUCCAUCCCAACCUCCACCUCCUCCAUCCCAACCUCCUCCUCAGUCAUCCAGCUCUUCAACCACAGACACCACAGGGAGCGGCUCUGGCGCUCAAUCGCAGGGAGAAACCGGCAGCCAGGACAGCACGUUCGAGUGUAACAUCUGCUUGGACACUUCCAAGGACGCCGUAAUCAGCUUAUGUGGCCAUCUCUUCUGCUGGCCUUGCUUGCAUCAGUGGCUGGAAACGAGGCCGAACAGACAGGUGUGUCCGGUAUGUAAAGCGGGAAUCAGCAGAGAUAAAGUGAUCCCGCUGUACGGGCGAGGCAGUACGGGUCAGCAGGAUCCCAGAGAGAGGACGCCUCCCAGACCUCAAGGCCAGAGACCUGAGCCGGAAAAUCGUGGCGGAUUCCAAGGAUUCGGUUUCGGGGAUGGCGGCUUCCAGAUGUCCUUCGGUAUCGGAGCUUUUCCCUUUGGAAUUUUUGCAACAGCAUUCAACAUCAACGAUGGAAGACCACCUCCAGCAGCUCCUGGAACACCACAGCACACGGACGAGCAGUUCCUGUCCCGCCUCUUCCUGUUUGUAGCGCUUGUCAUCAUGUUUUGGCUUCUCAUCGCAUAAAUCAGGAACUCGUCAGGACACGAUGACGGUCCCGUCACGUCUUUAUGGAACUGAUAGUUAAGCCACAGACAGUGAUUACUAAAGUUUCACUAAUGGAAACGUUUUUUUUUCUCCCCUAUUACACCGUUGGACCUGCACCUGGUUUUAGACGGCGGUUUUAAUGUUUGGAAUGAUGUGCAUGAUGGCGUGCGUUGUGACCUGAUUUUGAUACUGUAAAUCUGAUUUCUUGGAAUGGAAUUUUUUUGCCCUUGUAAAAUCUCUCACUGCUCAGAUAUAUACAUUUUAAUAAAAAAAUAAUCAGAGUCUUA
Silurus meridionalis is the source of this 1117-nucleotide messenger RNA. It is a transcript of the gene rnf185, whose product is annotated as ring finger protein 185. NCBI's taxonomy places the organism in Eukaryota, Metazoa, Chordata, Actinopteri, Siluriformes, Siluridae. The record is from RefSeq and is a predicted model, not a curated record. Bases 192 to 809 code for a protein of 205 amino acids. Gene Ontology annotation, molecular function: ubiquitin protein ligase activity; metal ion binding; ubiquitin-like protein conjugating enzyme binding. Gene Ontology annotation, cellular component: endoplasmic reticulum. The transcript has 7 exons. Gene Ontology annotation, biological process: ubiquitin-dependent protein catabolic process.